Molecule: messenger RNA, 1395 nt
Organism: Xenopus laevis (African clawed frog)
Lineage: Eukaryota; Metazoa; Chordata; Amphibia; Anura; Pipidae
Gene: afmid.L
Product: arylformamidase L homeolog
Exons: 12
Coding region: 286-1170 (294 amino acids)
Biological process (GO): L-tryptophan catabolic process; 'de novo' NAD+ biosynthetic process from L-tryptophan
Cellular component (GO): nucleus; cytoplasm; cytosol
Molecular function (GO): arylformamidase activity
Source: RefSeq, a predicted model, not a curated record
GUAUCCGCCCCCCUCGCUCUAACUGUCCAGCAGGGGGUCGGCUCUACCGAGGCACUUCAGUCACCGCCCGACUACAGACUCUCACGGGAGGGAAGGGGUGGUGGCUCCAUCCCACUCAGACAUCAGUAAACACAUGCACGUGCCCCGCACAGGCAUCACAUGACCCCCUGCCUGGCAUGUGACCCUCAGCCCAAGCAUGUGAUACCAGGAGCCUGGGAUCGGCUACAUUGCACUUGAGCUGAGCAUUUACAGGUCAGAGUCCUGUUGGCACAGGAUAGUGGCGGAAUGGAGCUCAGCUGGAGAGAUCUGGGGAGAGAGGAGCUAGAACACCAGUACUCCCCCAGCCAAUGGUCGCCGCGUAUGGACAAGGAUGCUGUGAUAAAAGCCCAUGUCAAAGAGACCACAGAAGGAACAAGAAUAUCCCGUUCAGUGGCAAAGACAAUACUGAACAUUCAGUAUGGGGAAAGAGAAAGUGAGAAAUUGGACUUGUACCUACCCCAAGGGUCUUCUACAGGUUUCCCUCUUUUAGUCUACAUCCAUGGAGGAUACUGGCAAUUUUUAAGUAAAGAGGAAUCUGGCUUCAUGGUGCCUCCAUUGGUGCGUCAUGGUAUUGGAGUAAUGGUGAUGGAUUAUGAUAUUGCUCCCCAAGGUCACAUGGAUCUCAUUGUAUCUCAAGUCAGACGCAGCAUCGCAGUAACAAUACAACGGUAUCCACAAAUCACUGGGGUAUACUUGUGUGGCCACUCUGCAGGAGCUCAUCUAGUUGCAAUGACACUGUGCACCAAGUGGUCAGAGUAUGUGGCAACUCCUGACAUUAAAGGAGCUAUACUUGUCAGUGGAGUGUUUGAUCUUCUCCCCAUCAUCCACACGUAUGUCAACGAUGCAUUGAAGAUGUCAGAGAUGGAAGCUGAGAGAAACAGCCCAAUGCGAUGUUUGACGCAGAUGGAAAGCCACAUAAGAACCUGCCAGAUAGAAGUUGUUGUUGCUGAACAUGAUUCUCCAGAAUUCCACAGACAGUCCCAAGAGUACUUUCAGAGUCUGCAGGCACUGGGGGUCAGCGCAACAUUUACGCAGAUCAAUGGCACUGAUCAUUUUGAUGUUAUUGAGCAGCUACAUGAUGAAAAGUAUAUGCUAACUCAGAUGAUUCUAGAUAUGAUCAAGAAGACUUAGACAUGAUCAGCUGUUUGAGAAUUCCAAAGACAAGCUGCAGAUUUCAGAGGCAUUGUGGAGAAUUUUUUGUCCUGCAACACGAAUUACAAUAGCUGAAAAUGGCACAUCAUGAACUCUGAUUCUAUGUGAACUUUAAAUAAAUAUUACAGCAUACCCUGCUCAAAGGAUCAAGAGGUAGCAUUUUGCUGACUUUAUACCUAUAAUGAAUAUAUAUUUUAACUGCAA